Aspergillus costaricaensis CBS 115574 is the source of this 1467-nucleotide messenger RNA. RefSeq names its product putative MFS transporter Seo1. The transcript is spliced from 5 exons. Gene Ontology annotation, molecular function: transmembrane transporter activity. Bases 1 to 1467 code for a protein of 488 amino acids. Gene Ontology annotation, cellular component: membrane. Gene Ontology annotation, biological process: transmembrane transport. The record is from RefSeq and is a predicted model, not a curated record. NCBI's taxonomy places the organism in Eukaryota, Fungi, Ascomycota, Eurotiomycetes, Eurotiales, Aspergillaceae.
AUGUUCGCUAAUAAGAGAUUUCCCCGGAUACGAUGGUUUUUGCCAGACGACUCACCAUCGGAACGACGUCUGCUCUUGAAACUCGACCUUCUCAUUGUUCCUUAUGCUUUUCUAGCCUAUUGGACGAAGUAUAUCGAUCAGGCAAAUAUUAACAAUGCCUACGUCUCAGGAAUGCAAGAAUCCCUCAACCUACAGGGAAAUGACCUCGUCAACCUGCAAACCAUCUACACCGUUGGCGCCGUCCUAGGCCAACUUCCAUUUGCUUACCUGUUCACCAAAUACCCCGUCUCGUACCUAAUCCCGGGGAUGGACUUACUCUGGGGAGUCUUCACUCUACUACAAUACCGCGCUACUUCGUAUGAAGAGAUGAUGGCAUAUCGCUUCUUAGCCGCCUUCUUCCCCGGAAUGCAUUACAUCUUCGGCUCAUGGUACCAAAGCCACGAAAUCGCCCGCCGGGGCGGCUUCUUCUACCUCGGCCUAACCCUAGGCACGCUAACAGCCAGUUUCAUCCAAGCGGGAGCAUCCGCACAACUCGACGGAGUCAACGGCCUCGCCGGAUGGCGCUGGAUGUACAUCAUCUGCGCGGUGAUCACCAUCCCCGUCGGAAUCCUAGGCUUCAUCGUCCUCCCAGGAACGCCCGACAAACCGAACCGAAUCGUGCUCAGCAAAUCGGACAUCCAACUCGUCCGAAACCGUCUACAAAAAGCCGGACACGGGGUCCAAGAAUCAAGCGUCUCAUGGAAGACCUGUGCGCGUGUGCUACGGAACUGGAAGCCCUGGGCGCUGCUGUGCGUGGACAUUUUCUUCUGGAACGCGUGCGUGCAAACCACCACGGGUGGGUAUCUUCUCUGGUUGAAGAGUCUGAAUCGGUACUCGACUAGUAAAGUCAAUGAGUUGUUUGCGAUCGCGCCCGGGUUAGGUAUGUUUUAUACUCUGUUGGUGUGCUUCGCGUCGGAUUUGGUCUUAGGUCCGGCGUGGGCGAUUACGCUGGCGCAUGUGUGGAAUAUUAUUGGGCUGGUGAUUCAGGUGGUCUGGGAUGUGCCGGAGUCGGCGCUGUGGUUUGCGUUCUCGACCAUGUAUUCGUCUGUGGCGAUGUCGAGUGUGUUGAUGGGGUGGAUUAAUAGUGAGAUACGACAUUCGCCGGAUGAGAGGGCGAUUGUUUUGAUUGUGUUGAAUACGAUUGCUCAGUCUACGACGGCGUGGACGCCGCUGUUGGUGUUUCCGACGGUCGAGGGGCCUAGGUUUACGAAGGGGUAUUCGUUUGUGCUUGCUUGUGCGAUCUGCUUGAUUGUGUCGGCGCACGUUACGAGGUACUUUAUCUCGAGAGAGGAUCGCGCGAUAGCUGCUAGUGAUGAGGACUCCGCGGCUUCUCGAGACGAGACAGAGUCUGGAUCUGCUGUCGUGCAGGUUGCACGGCCUAAGACCGAGUAUAGGUAUACUGAUGGGGAAGGGAUAGACGCCAAGUGA